This is a messenger RNA of Cryptosporidium ubiquitum, 1494 nucleotides long. RefSeq lists its product as uncharacterized. The coding region runs from base 1 to 1494 and encodes 497 amino acids. The transcript has a single exon. The record is from RefSeq and is a predicted model, not a curated record. NCBI's taxonomy places the organism in Eukaryota, Apicomplexa, Conoidasida, Eucoccidiorida, Cryptosporidiidae.
AUGAAGCCUAUUUUUUCAAUACUGGCAUUGGUUCUUGUGUUAUUGCAAGUAUCCAAUUGCCAACUUACAAUUAAUUAUCUUUCUUUGUCAUCGGAUUCUUCUGGGUCCUCUACUACUCCUGAAACAAGUCCGGCUGUUGUUGAUCCAAAAGGUACUGCCGGGAAUGAUUCAAAUAAAAUGAGAAAAGAGGAAAAUGAAGAAAGCAAAGAAAAGAAUGAAGAUGAAACAAAGAAUGAUGAAGGUACCAAGGAUCAAAAGGAGGUGGAACAAAAACAGAAUAAUUCGAGACAAGCAAACCAAGAGAAAAAGAAAUUAGAAAAAGAGCAAAGAGAUUUGGAAAGGAAACAAAGGAGAGAACAAAGGGAGGCGGACAGAAAAAAGAAGCAAGAGCAAAAGGAGGCGGACAGAAAAAAUAAGAGAGAGCAAAGGAAUUUGAAGAAACGCAAGGUAAGGGAGCUAGAAGCUAGAAAACUCCAGAGUGAAGAAAUCUUCACUGCUGCUAUAAUUGAUAGCGAUUCCAAUGAGAAUACCCAAAAUAAAGAUACUCGUGAAUUGAACUCAACUGAUUAUAAACUUUCAACUGAACAAUCAGAAAUCUUUUAUAAGGCAUCAAGAAUCAAAUUCGCUGCUCCAACUUCAUUCACUACGGGCCAAAAUUCUUCUGUUAUAGGUAUUAGUAAGGACCUGGAGUCUAUGAUUGCAAGAGAAGAGAAAGAGAUCUCACAGUCAUUGAAUGGAUUUGCAGCCUAUAAUGUCACUAUUACUUCAAAAACAAAGGAACUUCUUUUAGAGACCGACAAUACCAUUGACUUGGAUAAAAAAUAUGCAAAUCAAGUCAUUACAGCUGUUGAGAAACUGGAUGUUGAGGAACGUUGCUCUAGAGAAUUAAUGGAUAGGGCUGGUUCUUUGUUGGUUAAUUUCCAAAGUAAAAACGAUGCUUUGUAUUCAAAAUCACUUCUUAUCACAAAGUUACUAAAUAAGAAUCGUUCUAAUGAAUUUAUUUCUAAAGAAGAACAGGAAGCAGAACAAAGUCUCAAAUAUGCCUUGGAUGCACAUCAAAAAACUAUUCAAACCAGAUCGAGCUAUAUCAUCGAUCUUAGUGCUGUACUUUUAGCUUGUAAGAAGAAAGUUUACAUUCCAAAACAAAUUGUAUGUAUUCCCACAAGGUAUUAUCUCCCUGAUCCAAAGAAAUGUACCACCGAAGAUUUAGUGAAACUAGUUGAGGAAAUGAUCUUCCUCUAUACUAUGAGAUUCACGGAAAACUCUUAUCUACAAACUUGUUCCGACAAAAUUUCAUAUUGUGAAGAGCAUUGUUCAAGUGGGGAUUCCUUGUGCUUAGAUUGCUUCAACACCUCAUUUUGUAAAAAAGUUCAUCUCUACAGGAAACACUAUUAUGGUAAGAAACUUGUACAAGUUGCAAACAGAGCUUAUGAGUGCGAAACUUACCUUUACUUUAUGUUAAUGAAUAGAUCGGAACAAUCAGUUUCAGUUUAA